Molecule: messenger RNA, 519 nt
Organism: Heterobilharzia americana
Lineage: Eukaryota; Metazoa; Platyhelminthes; Trematoda; Strigeidida; Schistosomatidae
Source: the annotation of a GenBank genome assembly
AUGCCAUCUGAAAAUGAAUUCUUGCGUAGUAAAGCAUUACUUCAGAGUAUGCAUAGCGGUGGUGCAAAACUACACAAUGAGAAUAGAGGAAAUGAUCCGAAAACAGGAAAUCUAUACGAUCAUUUAGUUACUCUGUUGAAAUUAAUUUUGGAAACUCAACCAACUCAUGCUUUAGAUCAAUUUGAAGUUUUAAGUUACCAAGUGAAACGUGAACGUGGCGGUGGAACUGGUGGUAGUGGUGCUGGUGCUGGUUUAGUUGUAGAGGAUACUGAGGCUAGAGCUACGACUGAAGAUGAAUUAAACUUUACUGAAGCAUCCAAAGCACAAAUGGAUGAACCUCCAUAUUCAAAAGCUACUCUACCUGCCAACUGGGGUGGAAUAUUUGAUGAUGAAUAUGAAAUGCAAAGAUUACAAAAUCUUGGUAUAACAUCAUUUCUUGUUGAGGAAGGUGGUAUAGGUCUUGGACGCUCAGAAAUGCUUCGUGUUUGGCUAAGUAUACGUAAAUUAUCACUGAAAUAA